This is a messenger RNA of Dinoponera quadriceps, 584 nucleotides long. RefSeq names its product ponticulin-like protein H. The coding region runs from base 48 to 560 and encodes 170 amino acids. NCBI's taxonomy places the organism in Eukaryota, Metazoa, Arthropoda, Insecta, Hymenoptera, Formicidae. The transcript has 3 exons. The record is from RefSeq and is a predicted model, not a curated record.
UAAAAGAGGAAGAGAGAGUUAGUAAAGUGGAAAUUCCUACAAAUAAAAUGUCACGUUUGAGUUAUUGUGUUGUUCUGUCGGCGUUGUUCGGAACGCUCUUGGUGAAGGGGCAAGUGCGAAGCGAUGACGAGCUACCUCGAGAAACCGUAAGAUUCGGUUUCUCCAUUUUUGACGAAUUACGACAAUCCUACUGUAAAUCGUUUUGCAUGUCCGCGGAUACCAUGCCGUAUAUCGUGAAUAUCCUAUGCGCUGUUAAGUGCCCCGAAUUAUAUUUGCCGCAUGGUACGACCACGCCGCAGAGUACGUCACCGGCGGCUUCACCGGCGGCUUCACCGGCGGCUUCACCGGCGGCUUCACCGACAACAACCACGGCGACUUCAGCACCAACGACAAUCACAACUACUACACCGUCCGUGACAACAACAACCUCUACUACCCCAUCUACGACGGUGUCUACCACUCCAUCUUCAACAACGCCUACGACAACAACUUCUACUACUACUCCAUCUACGACAACGUCUGCUUCGAACCCUCCGUCGUCGACGCCCGGUAUGGGGUAGAUAAAACAAUCCAACAAUGCGAAC